AUGUACCUGAUCACUGUUUUUGGAAACCUGUUCAUCAUCCUGGCUGUCAGCUCAGAUUCUCACCUCCACACCCCCAUGUACUUCUUCCUCUCCAAUCUGUCCUUUGUGGACAUCUGUAUCACCUCUACCACUGUCCCCAAGAUGCUGCACAACAUUCACACUCAGAGCAAAACCAUGACCUAUGAGGGCUGCAUUACUCAGAUGUGUUUCUUCCACAUCUUUGCUGGAUUGGAUGAUUUUCUCCUGACUGUGAUGGCCUAUGACCGCUUUGUGGCCAUCUGCCACCCCCUGCACUACACAGUCAUUAUGAACCCACAGCUCUGUGGACUGCUGGUUCUGACAUGCUGGCUCUCUGUGGUGUCCUUAUUUUAUUGUUCAGCCAUAGGUGUGUACCUGAGCUCUGCUGGUACCCACAGCUCACACUCCACUGCAAGAGCCUCGGUGAUGUAUGCUGUGGUCACUCCCAUGCUGAAUCCAUUCCUCUAUAGUCUGAGGAACAAAGACAUAAAAGAGGCUCUAAGUGUUCUCCUAGGCAAAGAAAAAAGAACACAUCACUUUUCUUGA
This is a messenger RNA of Suncus etruscus (white-toothed pygmy shrew), 564 nucleotides long. Its product is annotated as olfactory receptor 7A17-like. The transcript has 2 exons. Lineage: Eukaryota; Metazoa; Chordata; Mammalia; Eulipotyphla; Soricidae. The record is from RefSeq and is a predicted model, not a curated record. Gene Ontology annotation, cellular component: membrane. Gene Ontology annotation, biological process: G protein-coupled receptor signaling pathway. Gene Ontology annotation, molecular function: olfactory receptor activity; G protein-coupled receptor activity. The coding region runs from base 1 to 564 and encodes 187 amino acids.